Microtus oregoni (creeping vole) is the source of this 937-nucleotide messenger RNA. RefSeq names its product transmembrane protein 88 (gene Tmem88). The transcript has 2 exons. Gene Ontology annotation, molecular function: PDZ domain binding. Gene Ontology annotation, cellular component: plasma membrane. Gene Ontology annotation, biological process: negative regulation of canonical Wnt signaling pathway. The record is from RefSeq and is a predicted model, not a curated record. The coding region runs from base 46 to 687 and encodes 213 amino acids. NCBI's taxonomy places the organism in Eukaryota, Metazoa, Chordata, Mammalia, Rodentia, Cricetidae.
GGGCUAUAAGGGCCGCAGCCGUGCGGGGCGGGAACCAGCCAAGCCAUGGCGGAGGUCCCAGGAGCCCAACGCUCGGUUCUUGCUGGCGGCCCAGAGCCCCGGGAUCCCUUGGACUGCUGGGCCUGUGCAGUGCUAGUAACGGCUCAGAAUCUGUUGGUGGCUGUCUUCAAUCUUCUCCUGCUGGCAUUAGUCCUGGGGACCAUCUUGCUACCCGCUGUCACCAUGUUGGGCUUCGGCUUUCUCUGCCACUCUCAGGGGCAGAGUGUGACCCAGAGUCUGACGUCUCUUAUCUGCACAGUUCCUGCGCUCCCAGGCACCCCCUUGCACCGCCCAUCUGAGGGACCCAGGCUUCACCGCCCUGUUGGUCACUGGAUUCCUGCUGCUGGUACCGCUGCUUGUGCUUGCCUUGGCCACCUACCGCCGCCUCUGCCUGCGUCUCCGCCUAGCCGACUGCCUAGUACCCUACAGCCGUGCCCUCUACAGGCGCCGGCGCAUCCCACAGCCGAAGCAAAUCCCGGCCUCACCAGGGUCCCGAGCUGUUCCCACACCGGGAAAGGUUUGGGUUUGAGGUGCGUUGAGUCAAGAAUUCUGUCGAUUGUCCUCCUCCUGGACGCGGAAGGACUUGAAGCAAGCUCAGGGGUAUUCUGCCUUAUCCUGCUCCUUACCAUUGCCCGAGUCAGGUUCUAGUAUCCCUUUGAUGGAACAUCACUACCUGUGGAUCCAAUGCUGGCGAAAAUUCCCAUGCCCCAGAACAUCUCACUUGAAUCCUGAACGUUUGGGCUGGACCCUGCACAUCUUCUCUCUCUCCCCUAGUGGAAAUAGGAGAGCUGAACUUUGUGCCUUCCUUAGCUGGUGCAGCUCCUCUAAUAUUUACGGGACUGAGGGACAACGCUGGAGAAGGAACCAUCACAAAUAAUAAAGAAUUUAUGAAAUAAAU